CUCCGCCGUCUCUGUCUCCGUCGCCUCGUCCGGCACCGAAGCAACCCCUCAAUCGCCACAAUCAAUCCCUAACCGACACAACCUUCCCUCUUUAGCUCCUCUUUUCACCUCUGCCGGAAUCCGUCAGUUAGGUUCUGCUCAACCUCUCACAGAUUCAUUAAGCACAAUGAAUGGACCACUAAGGUCUGAGAGAAACAGGGUUGAAAAAGGCCAGCUUAGUUGGAUUUUUUCCAUUUACUGUUAAGGGUUCAAUUGGGUAUUAUGCGAGAUUUAUUUGACACAAGCCCUGUAGUAUGGUGCAUUGUUCAAGCUCUUUUGCUUAUGGUUUCACGCACAGAUUAUUUGGCAAACCGUGUUCUAAACCUGCUAGCAUCUGUGGAGCAAUAGAGUCAUUAAGCACAGUGAAUGGACCAACGAGGAAGCCAGUAAAAUAUGCUCUUUGUAAUGCACUUAGUUCUUAUGCAAAAACCCGGAAUUGGCGUUUGGGUAUACAAAUCCAUGCUUUCAUGAUUCGAUCUGGAUAUGAAGAUAAUUUGUUCCUCUGCAGUGCGCUGAUUGAUUUCUAUGCCAAAUGUUUUGCUGUUCUGGAUGCAAAGAAGGUAUUUAGUGGCAUCAGAACACAUGAUCAAGUUUCAUGGACUUCACUUAUAACGGGAUUAUCGAUCAACGGACAAGGAAUAAAUGCCUUCUUGUUGUUCAAAGAGAUGCUAUGCACCCAAAUUAAGCCCAAUUGUCUUACCUUUGUUAGUGUGAUUAGUGCCUGUGUUGGGCAAAAUGGUGGCCUUCAACAUUGCUCUGCUCUUCAUACUCAUAUCAUCAAGCAGGGAUGUGAUACUAACAAUUUUGUGGUCAGCUCAUUGAUUGAUUGUUAUGCAAAUCAGGGACAAAUUGAUGAUGUUGUACUCUUAUUUGUUGAAACUAGUGAGAAGGAUAUUGUUGUGUACAAUUCUAUGAUCUCUGGAUAUUCUAAAAACCUGUGCAGCGACGAUGCAUUGAAGCUGUUUGUAGAAAUGAGGGGGCGAAAUUUGGGUAUUACUGAUCAUACUUUAUGUACGAUUCUAAAUGCUUGUAGCAGCCUUGCAUUGCUCCUUCAGGGAAGGCAAGUGCACUCUCUUGUUAUUAAAAUGGGUUCGGAAAGGAAUGUGUUUGUGGCCAGUGCUUUGAUUGAUAUGUAUUCAAAAGGUGGCGAUAUUGACGAGGCUCAACGCGUGUUGGAUCAGACUUCUGAGAAGAAUAAUGUGUUGUGGACAUCCAUGAUCAUGGGUUAUGCUCAAUGUGGGAGAAGUUCAGAGGCUUUGGAACUUUUUGAUUGUCUACCGACCAAGCAAGAGUUAGUUCCUGAUCAUAUCUGCUUCACUGCUGUCUUAACAGCUUGUAAUCAUGCAGGAUUGCUUGACAAAGGGGUGGAAUACUUCAACAAAAUGACAACAAAUUAUGGCUUGUCUCCAGAUAUUGAUCAAUAUGCUUGCUUGAUUGAUCUGUAUGCUAGAAAAGGGAGUUUGAGUAAGGCAAGGGAUUUAAUGCAAGAAAUGCCCUAUGAUCCUAAUUAUGUAAUUUGGAGCUCUUUCUUGAGUUCGUGUAAUAUAUAUGGCAAUGUAGAACUUGGGAAGGAGGCUGCUGAUCAACUUAUUAAGAUGGAACCAUGUAAUGCAGCACCAUAUUUAACAUUAGCACAUGUCUAUGCAAGAAAAGGUUUAUGGAAUGAAGUAGCUGAAGUUAGAAGGGUUAUGCAACAGAAGAGAAUGAGAAAACGUGCAGGGUGGAGUUGGGUGGAGGUAGAUAAGUUGUAGAUGAGGUUACUUCUCAACAAUCAUAUGAGAAUUAAAUUACAUAGAUAGCAAAAACACUACACAGAAACCAUGAAAACUUCAUAGCGUAUUAUGAUAGCAUAGGACUUGAUGGAAAUUCAGCUCUAAACCAUCGUAUGAUAACACAGUAAAUAUGAAGUGUAAGUCUAAUUAUUCAUUGGUUUUAACGAUCAGUUCCUUUUUAGUU
This is a messenger RNA of Vigna unguiculata (cowpea), 1995 nucleotides long. RefSeq names its product pentatricopeptide repeat-containing protein At2g13600-like. The record is from RefSeq and is a predicted model, not a curated record. NCBI's taxonomy places the organism in Eukaryota, Viridiplantae, Streptophyta, Magnoliopsida, Fabales, Fabaceae.